Messenger RNA from Amborella trichopoda, 2104 nucleotides. RefSeq names its product F-box protein SKIP19. The record is from RefSeq and is a predicted model, not a curated record. Lineage: Eukaryota; Viridiplantae; Streptophyta; Magnoliopsida; Amborellales; Amborellaceae. Gene Ontology annotation, molecular function: protein binding.
AAAACCAUGAAACUUAAAAAAUGAACUUCAUCCUCGACCUCUUGCUUCUUUAGCACCCUCACGCCACUGCAUUCAAUGCCUCCGCCUCCUCCAUGCCUCCACCUCUGCCUCCUCCGCAUCUGCUCCUCCUCAUCAGUUUGGAGGUGCACCUGAAUGAGAUUAUUAACGUUGCAACAAAACCGCACGUUAUUAGAAAGAGUGCGUGGAGCCAGAAAAGCCAUUUAACACGAAUUGAUCAUUAUCGCACACGUGAUUCUUUACCGCAAUAUCAAAUUGGUCUACCGUCCAGAUGAAGCAUUACCUUCCCAUCAAAGGCAUCAACGCCGUGCAUUUACCUGCUCAGGUGUAACAGUAAUCCUAUAUUUGACCGUCAUUUCACUUCGCUUCAAAAAAACGUAUCUUCACUCAAAAUGGAUGAUCACAUGGCCUCUGAAAACCCUAGAAAAGAAGAAUUGGGAAAAGAAGAGAGACAAAACCCUAAAAAUGGAGGAGGAAAAGAAGAGAGGGACUGGUCUGAGAUGCCAUGUGACCUCCUGGUUAGGGUUUUUCAGUUGCUAGAAACGCAGGAUGUGUUCUAUAAAGCUCAGAGGGUUUGCUCCUCAUGGCGAAAGGCCACCUUCGACUCUUCUCUGUGGCGAUCGCUCAGCCUCUUGGCGUGGAGCGUCUGGGAGGAGGACCAUGACUGGGACGAGAUGGAGCUCGCAGCGAAGCGCCUGGUCGAUAGGAGUUGCAGCCAGUUAGUGGACUUCUCAGUGCAGAAAUUUGGAACCGAUGCACUCUUGCUACAUGUUGCUGAGAGGGCCCCAAUGUUGAAGAGACUACAUCUUAACCUAUGCUACAAGAUCACUGAGCCUGCCUUCAUGGAAGCCAUUGGAAAAUUCCCUCACCUAGAGGAGCUCAACAUAUCCAACUGCCGCCUCCUCUCUGAGCUAUCUAUCACGGCCGCUGGUUUUAAUUGUCCCCGUCUCUCAUGCCUUUUCGCAAGCUCCCUUGCUUCGUGCUGCCUUGACCUUACCAUCGAGAGCAACGCUGAAGCAGUAGCCAUUGCUUCCUCAAUGCCUAUGCUUAAACACCUUGACAUAUCAGGUAACCCACUAUCAGAUGAGGGCCUGAAACAAAUUCUUGACAAUUGCACUAAGCUUGAGACCCUUGAUUUACGUCGGUGCUUUAAUCUUGCGCUCGGGUCUGAGAUAUUGGAAAGGUGCAUGAGUGGUGGGAUUGCUAGGGUUUGUUACCCUGAGGACUAUGAAGUGGAGAGCUCGUGGUCUUAUGAAGAUGAGUAUCCACCCGAGUUCUUUGAUGAUGUUGAUGGGUCGUAUGAUGGCGAGGAUUACGAAUUCUCAGAUGCAGAGUGGAUGUCGUAUGGGGAUCCUAUGUGGGAAGAUGCCUUCUGAUCUCUCUCUCUCUCUCCAAAUGAGUAUUUAAGUGGGGAGUCAUUAUCACCUUGUCUAUCCAACAGCUGUGUAGCCAGCACCUCACCAGUAGAAUCCAAACUCCAUUGCACAAUAAUUUGGAUCUUGAAAACAUGGAGUUGGCUCACCAGCGUAUGCUAUCUGCAAAUCAGUGCACAAUUGAAUAUCUUGUUUUCUUCUACAACCUUUCAGGUAAGCUCUAGAAUAUCUUGUAUACAAUCUUCUAAAGUGCCAAGCUUGAGUAACUCCUAGUGGGCCAAGCCAUUUUUUAUAGCUUGAUGGAUCAAGUGGAGCAGAGCGGAGCGAACUCUAGCUUGACAGCUCAUUUAUUAAUCAAGCCGAGCUCAAACCCAGGGAAGUGUGCUUUGAGCUGCAAUAGAAUUUGUUUAAUAUGUAUAUAGCUUGUUUCUAUAUGUUGAAUGUGUCUGGUUUAUAUGUAAACCGGAAGGGUACCUAGAUUAUAUAUCAUGUGCUCUCCUUGUUUAGGGCUUUGGGUUUGAGCACAAGCUUUCGUUGAUCAAUUCAAGCUCAAAGUUGGGUGAUUUAAGCUUCAAUCAAGCAGUUUCUGAUUUUCCUAGUUAAAGUUGGAAUCAGACUCACUUGUGGGCUUGGACCGAAUCAUAUUAGAUGAUGUUUUAAAGUAAUGAAAGUGGUUGUUGUAUGAUACAAGGAUCCUUAUCCUUCUUCAAAUA